AGGCCCUUGACCACCACCACCACCACCACUGCCAAGGGCGCAACUGAAGCGACCCAGGCUCUAUACCUGCAGUACACUGAAAACAUCACCGCGGCCCGGGAGGCCUUUGACAGCUGUCACAUGGUGACGCACUCCGUUUGGUAUGCCUUGAUGCUCCUCAACCAGGAGGAUACUCUCAACCUGGAUGGUUCGACGGAUGGUGGUUGCGCCACGGUGGCGCCCCUCGACAAGGAUGACAAGUAUGGAACCUGCCCCACCACGGCCACUGCCACUACGAACUGCGCAAGCUUCUUCGAGCCCAGUGCGAGCGUGUCCACUUCGAUGCUGCUGACCAUCGUUGGCAGCACUGGGGCAGUGAUCGCUGUGUGCGCCGUGCUGGGCAUCAUAGCCGUGAGGCACAUCCAGAAGAACGCGAUGGAGGAUAUGUCCAUUUCUUCUUCAGAUCACGCCCCGCCCUCUGGCUUCAUCGCGCGGUUCCUCAGGAACUGCGGCAUCUACGUGGGCGCGCGGGGCAGGGACCGCGCCAAGGAGGCCCGGAUCCGCGCCAAGAAGGCCCGGGACAAGCGGAGGAACCGGAACUAUCAGGAGAAGUCCAACCUUCUUCCGGACAGUGGAGGUGCGGCAACUGUAACUCCCGUGACUGCUGUGCCUGCCGUGCCUGCCGUGACUGCCGUGACUGCGGCGGUCACCGUGGGGAAGCAAGAGGGCGAGGAUGGAUCGCAAGUUGAUUUGGAGGAUGCGGAGGAGAGCGAGAAGAAGCACAAGAAGGAGAAGAAGGAAAAGAAGGAGAAGAAGUCCAAGAGGCAGAGCGAUGAGGACGCAGGAGAUAUCCUGGAGGCUGUCUCUGUGCGCGUGGUCAAGGAGGAGGAGCUGACCGCUCGAGAGCCGGACGGCGACGACCUUUUGGGGUCCAAUGUCGUGGAGAAAGAGAAGAAGCAAAGAAGGAGGAAGCGCGAGGGCCGAGAAACGGAAUGAUGCAGGAUGCCUCAUGGGACUUCGACGUGAGAGCGUAAGCUCCUUGUUGGAGCUUGGAAUUGGCUCGGGAUGUUCGACCCAUUGAGAAAGUGGGUUGCA
Effrenium voratum is the source of this 1074-nucleotide messenger RNA. The record is from the annotation of a GenBank genome assembly. NCBI's taxonomy places the organism in Eukaryota, Dinophyceae, Suessiales, Symbiodiniaceae.